Messenger RNA from Dentiscutata erythropus, 1131 nucleotides. The record is from the annotation of a GenBank genome assembly. NCBI's taxonomy places the organism in Eukaryota, Fungi, Glomeromycota, Glomeromycetes, Diversisporales, Gigasporaceae.
AUGAUUCCGAUUCCACCUCUCUUGUUGUUCCCUGGUCUCGUUGUUGGGUUUUCUGUAUUAUUUACAAGUACUAUCUACAAAUCUGAAUCCAUUUGUUCAGAUAAUACGAUGAAAAGUAAACGUUCAUCGAGAGGAAAAUUAAUUCAGCCUAUUUUCGUAAAGAAUAUCUUCAAACUUCAUUUAUCGGCAUUAUCUAGAAACAAAAGCAUUUUUAAUUUUGAAUUUAUGCCCCUUUCUUACUUCAAUACUACAAUUUCCUCUUUUUUACUUAAAAUAAACAUAAAAAAAUUUUUAGCUAAAUUAAAUCUAAAAAUAGUGAAAAAAACUUUUUACUUCGCAAUAUUCUUAAUGCUCUUAUUUUGCAUCAUAUUUUUUUCCUGUCCUGAUAUUACAUCCAUUGUAUUCAGGGCAUUUUCCAGAAGGGCAAGAUUCCAUUUCGUUGCAUCAACAAUGAAAAAAAUUCUAUUAUUACAUUUAAUGUUUAAAUUUAAUCCUGUAACGCCUAAGGAUGGCAAUGAAUCAUUAUUUAAUCACCACGAUAAAUUUAAUGAUCUUUCAAAAGAUACAAACGAAAGUUCAAACCCAUCCGCAUCCGAUCAAUUUAAUACCAUUAUCGUUGAAACUUCAUUAUAUGAACAAAGAAACCAGAAUAUUCAUUUUUCCAUUUCUACAAUAGACAACGCCGCACUGAAAAAAAAUUCUUUCUGUUCUAAUUAUAAAAUAAGAACAAAUAAUAACUUAUCUCAAUCUCUCGAUUUUGAAGUUUUCAAAAUAAUAGAAAGUUCGCUCUCUAUUCAUUAUAAUCAAUUUUAUAAAGUGCCAUCUCCUGAGAAUCUUAUUAUAGGUUUGCAUUACUGUGGUUACUCUGCUUCGGAUAUCGAAAUUAAAUAUUCCAAAUUUCUAUCUUUACGAGCACUAAAAUCGAAAGAAGUAUCUGAUCGAUUAAAUCAACAGUUAAAAUCAAAAGAAGUAUCUGAUCGAUUAAAAUCAAAAGAAGCAUCUGAUCAAUUAAAUCAAGCAUCUGAUCGAUUUAAUUCCACUUCUAAAUUGAAUGCAAACCACAUGAUUAUACCGAAGAGCAAAAAUAUAGGUUUAAAUUAUGAAGCAGUAGAAAAGAUAGAGAAUUAUGAA